This is a messenger RNA of Talaromyces marneffei, 5214 nucleotides long. RefSeq lists its product as uncharacterized. Gene Ontology annotation, molecular function: nucleic acid binding. Bases 1 to 5214 code for a protein of 1737 amino acids. The record is from RefSeq and is a predicted model, not a curated record. Lineage: Eukaryota; Fungi; Ascomycota; Eurotiomycetes; Eurotiales; Trichocomaceae. The transcript has a single exon. Gene Ontology annotation, biological process: DNA integration.
AUGGCCCCCACAACCCGGAGCUCAUCCUCAUCCGAGAAUUAUUCAAAAACCUUCGAUCCGACAGGCAAAGAUGAGGAAACAAUCAAAAAAUGCAUAUUGGCCCGUACUGAGGAGUACGCCGACAUGUACGACGAGGAUUUAUGGAACAAUUUCCAUGAAGAAUUCGCAGCGUGGAACGAGGAGACCCUACGAAUCGCACCCUUCAAGACUCUAACUGAGCUACGUGACGCCCUUCGAACGAAUGGUGUAUACGCGGCAAAAGGAAGCCCGCACCCGGCAUCCGCCCUCUUUGCAGUCAUUACCGAACCCGAGCAACACAUCUGGACGGAGGAGGAUAUCAGAUAUCACGUACUACGGCGAGGAACGUUCAAUUCGCCGAAUAUCCAACUCACAUACGGCUCCCUGAUUCGUACGAUUCAAAACGAGAAUGCCGUACCAGCCCAGCACGUCACGCACGCCGAACAACCCAUAUCAACACCACCCCCAGCACCACCAGCUUCAGCCAUACCACCUAGCAUAACGACAAGACCACAGGCCCGGUACGAUCAAGCCCGAGAAAUAACACCUACCCCGGUUGCGCCUAGCCAUGGUUACGGCCAAAUAACUCCCGGCGCAAGAACGAUAUAUGAAGCAACACAGAUGUCAAAUACAUCGGCUUCCCAGAGAUUUAAAGCGCACCACGAACCGCAGCACGCUACCUACGUUGCACCGAACCUUCCGAACCUGCAGAAGGCUUUUCUUGACCAUAUGAAGUAUGGAGGCCCCGAGGAAUCGUUCGAUCUUGUAUACCAGACGUUCACACAUAUAUGUGCUCACUACGGAUACCGUACCCCGGAAGCUGUAAGAGAUGUGUUCCAUGUCAUGCUUAAGGGUGCGGCAUCAAGCUAUUACUGGACUAAUAACCCGACUUGGCUACAACAAGGAAUCGACCCAGCAGCAGCGAUAAAGGCACGCUUUGAAACGGAGGAGCACCUUCGCCGAAUACAAGAAACAUGGGACGCUACGAAUCUGCCAAGAACAAUGAACAACCACCCUGAAAAGCCAGUUCUUGAAUGCCUCGAAAUCAUGUUCGCAGAUAUGGAAAAGAUGUAUCAUAAACUUCGCCCAGAGCUUCGAACCGAAGCGCUAUAUAUUGCAAAGCUAUUCGCAGCCACACGACUCGUACCAGCAUGCCACGGAGUUUCAAUAACGUCAACGACCACGGUCUACGCCCUUAUGGAGUCCCUACGAAGAACAGUCACGCAGUGGGAAGAUACGAAAAAGGAAGCUGUUUCUCAAGGCUCACACGUUGUUGACGCCUACUACACGAACCGUCGCUACCACCAUAAGCAGUCGAGUUCACCGCACCGCGGCCGCUCACCACACCGUAACCGACAACAAUACGACGACCGCAGUCGCCGUAGCUCCUCAUGGAAUCCCGCAGCCAAGAUAUGUAGAGUUUGCAAGAGGGCCGGAUGUUGGUCAACUAACCAUACCAAGGAAGAGCAACAGGCAGCUAUUCAGCCAUUCCUUGACCGUGCAAAAGCCUACUUCGCUGCCGGUGAAGAGCAGCCACCUAUAGCUACGAAUCAAGAUGACAGAGCUGAUGACAAAGAAUUCAAAGCAUUUCUCGCAGGAGUAGACGCGCCCAGCAGCUACGAAACGGAGGAUCGUGAGGAUCAAGGACCGCUAGAGGCUGCUGGCUGGUUUACUACAGCUAGCCCAGAGCAUGAAAAGUUCUCUCACUCACUUGCUCAAGACCUUGCCAACCGCUCUACAGCCCAUUUUCUUGAGUCAAUGCUUCGAACCGAACCUCACUCGAAGCUAUUUGAAGAUAUUGCUACAACAACUGACGCACUAUACGAUGCUCUCCCAGUACUACCUCAAUAUUCUUUCCUCACCGAGCCCCGUUACUCGACAAACACGUUUGUGGGUAUAUUGAUUGACACUGGCGCUGCAGAACACUCUACAGCCGGAUACCCACAAUACCUUGCUUACCGGAAGACUGCUAAGAAUGUCGUACUUGACACGUCCACAGCAGGCCAAGCUAGCAUACGAUUCGGACCUGGCGAAUCAAUUAAAUCAAUCGGCUCAAUUGACGUACCUACCCCCAUUGGUACGAUACGAUUCCAUAUACUUGAAGUAAUGACACCUUUUCUACUCUCGAUCAAGGAUAUGGACCGACUCGGCAUCUUCUUUGACAAUACAAAGAACGUCCUCGUCGGACCGAGCCCCGGCAUGACAACCCCAGUCUCACGUCGCUUCGGUCAUCCAUUUCUUAUAUGGGACCACGCGCUCCAAUCGUACCUGACCGAAUCCUUUGAUGCCGAAACAUGCUUCCUGACUGAGACUGAACUACGUCGCCUACACCGCCGAUUUGGCCACCCGUCAGUCGAGAAGCUUCGAAGAAUGCUUGAACGCGCAGGCCAUAAUGUUGAUUCUGAAGCGCUAAAGCAUAUCCGGAAGGUCUGCCACCACUGUCAAAUCCAUGGUCAGUCCCCUGGCCGCUUCAGAUUUACACUACAGGACGAUGUUAGCUUCAACCACUCAAUUAUUGUCGACAUUAUGUAUAUCAACGGAAAACCAGUGCUCCACGUUGUUGACGAAGCUACACGCUUCAACGCUGCACAUUGGCUUGACAAUAUUUCAGCAAAAGCAACAUGGACUACACUACGGAUCAUGUGGAUUGACAUGUAUCUUGGUCCCCCUGAUUUUAUUGUUACCGACGCUGGCAAGAACUUUACCAGCAAGGAAUUCUCACAGAACGCUUUGUCAAUGAAUAUUACCGUCACUACUGUACCCGUCGAAGCACAUUGGUCAAUUGGCACUGUUGAGCGCUACCACGCCGUACUUCGCCGCUCCUACGAAAUCAUGAAAAAGGAGCUACCUGGUAUAUCUGCUGAAGCAGCACUACAAAUGGCUGUCAAGGCCGUUAAUGAUACUGCAGGCCCAGAUGGCCUCGUUCCGACCCUUCUUGUAUUCGGUGCCUACCCCCGAAUGACUGAAUACGACCCCCCGUCACCUACUACUACCCAACGAGCCGCAGCCGUCAAGAAGGCCAUGACUGAGAUACGAAAAAUACGUGCCCAACGCCAAAUCAGUGAUGCCCUUAAUACAAGAAACGGACCCUCAUCAACUGCCGUACACCGUCUUCCCCUCAAUUCAGACGUACUCGUGUGGAGAGAAGGAAACACCGGAUAUGCAGGAGAAUGGACCGGAUCAUACAAAUUACUAGCAGUCAACAAUGAGACGUGUAUUAUCGAACUUCCAAGUGGACCGACCUCAUUCCGGUCAACCGCCGUCAAGCCGUAUCAUGCUGAACCCGAAGCACAGCCAAAUGGUCCUAUCCCCAGUGAAAAAGACGUUACCCAGCCCGACCCUGAGAAAAGUAUCCAAGAAGCCCCGGAAGCCUCCCCCAAGGCCAUCUCACAGGCUAUGAUUCCACCUCUGCCGUCAGUCGUGAUCCCACAAUACGAACCUAAAGCAAGCAGCCUACCGCGCCCCCAACGAGAUCGUCGCCUACCCGCACGGUAUAGAGAAGAUUACACGCAGCAUACAUUCCUUGGCCAGUUCACACAAGAGCAUGAGGAUGAGUCACGCCACCAAUUCGCAGCUGCCGUAUUAGCCCGAUUCGAAGGCUCGCAGCGAAAAGAGGUCAACGGACUGCUAGAGCGAGGAGUAUUCGAAUACGUUCAAGAAAAGGAUAUCCCUCCAGGCACGAGAAUCUUCACAGCAAGGUUCAUUAACGACAUAAAGAACCCCGGCACCGACAAAGCCUUUGAGAAAUCGCGCCUCGUUGUACAAGCCUACAACGACGGAGACAAGGAAUACGUACUAACACAGUCACCGACAAUACAACGAGCCAGCCAACGAAUCAUUCUCUGCCUUGGCAUGAUUGUGGAAAACGUACGAUAUUAUAUUCGCGAUAUCACGCAGGCCUAUAUCCAGUCAACUACGAAGCUCAACCGCGAUUUUUACAUACGAAUCACACCGGACCUCGCAGAAUACUUCCCCGGAGCUACGUUUCUCAAAGUUGUGCGCCCUCUCUAUGGAAUCCCCGAAGCAGGCAACCACUGGUUCCGUACGUAUCACAACCACCACACGGAAAAGCUCAAUAUGGAGACGUCGACCUACGACCCAUGCCUUCUUCACUGCUCCGAUUCAAAGCAAGGAUUUGGUAUCGUAGGCAUGCAAACUGACGAUACUCUUAUCGUCGCUAACGACACCUUCGCAGUACGAGAGGAGGAAGAGAUUCAACGUGCUAAUAUUCUUUGCAAACCCCGAGAAGAGCUAACGAUUGAUAACCCGCUCAAAUUUAAUGGUGCGGUUGUUACAGAGACUGCCCAGGGUAUUACCCUCACCCAGAAACGCACCUGCAGUCAUAUUCGGCUUGUACAAGAUCAACCAGCGGACACUACGAAUUCACGUGGCAAGGUACGAAAAGAUGCCACGCCGAAGGAACAAUACAUUGCCCAACGAGCCCUUGGUGCGUAUAUCGCUUCAAUGUCACAACCUGAAGCCUCCUUCGAUCUUUCCUUCGCAGCACAGACAACGGACCCCCAGAGGGACGAUAUCAAGGCUCUCAAUAAGCGUUUACAAUGGCAGCUCGACAACCCUGAACGAGGACUACGAUUUGUCAAACUAGACGUACGAACUCUACGUCUUAUCGCCCUCGUUGAUGCUUCAUUCGCCAACAACAAGGAUUUGUCUUCACAACUCGGCUACGUUAUCGUAUUAGCAGACGAAGCAAACAACGCGAAUAUCCUCCACUGGUCCUCUACGAAGUGCAAGAGGAUAACGCGAAGCGUACUCGGCUCCGAAACGUACGCACUAGCCAAUGGAUUUGAUGCCGCAGCUGCAAUCAAGUCAACUCUCACGCAGCUACUCCACCUUACCGAACCACUACCUCUCAUUGUUUGCACCGAUUCAAAGAGCUUGUACGAAUGCCUCGUCAAGCUUGGUACGACACAGGAAAAACGCCUCAUGAUUGACCUCAUGUGUCUACGCCAAUCAUACGAACGUCAAGAGAUCUCAGAGGUCAGAUGGAUUGACGGCAACAGCAACCCAGCUGAUGCCAUGACAAAAGGCAAGCCAUGCCACGCUUUGCAAGAGCUUAUUGAUACGAACAAGCUACGUAUCAACGUUAACAGCUGGGUGGAAAGGACAGCUACGACACGCAGCCCUGAACCUAAGGCUGUAAGAUUUGCUACACCAUUGGAGUCCCCGGACCAGUAG